Molecule: messenger RNA, 2623 nt
Organism: Xiphias gladius (swordfish)
Lineage: Eukaryota; Metazoa; Chordata; Actinopteri; Istiophoriformes; Xiphiidae
Product: zgc:171566
Exons: 9
Coding region: 234-1205 (323 amino acids)
Biological process (GO): tetrahydrofolylpolyglutamate metabolic process
Cellular component (GO): vacuole
Molecular function (GO): gamma-glutamyl-peptidase activity
Source: RefSeq, a predicted model, not a curated record
GAUCGGAGGAGGACAGCAGGAGAGCGAGAGUCAGCCUUCAGUCACGCAGCAUCUUCGCUCCAAUCUUUCUUUCUCUUUCUCUUUUUUGUUGUUGUGGUAAAUUUGUGCCAUUGGCCCUUUAUUUCUUCCGCCUUUUCUCAUUUUUAUGCUCAGAAAACACCAUCUCCGUCAUCAACCUGCGAAACCCUUCCCAUCAUCUCCGGAGGUUUUGUGUUGUUUUGUUUUAACCCCGCAUGGUGUUUUGGAUGUGUCGGCCGGCUGCAGCGGUGUUCGCGGCGCUGGCCGCCUGUCUCUGGUGCGGUCCGCUCCCGUGCGCGGCGGGGAGAAGCCGGCGGCUCAAUAACCGGCCGAUCGUCGGUGUGCUGGCGCAGGAAAACCUUCCGGGAGACCAGUUCGCCCAGGGCUCGUCUUACAUCGCGGCCUCCUAUGUCAAAUACCUGGAGGGGGCCGGGGCCAGGGUUGUACCCAUCAGAAUCAAUCGCACAGAAGAAGAAUAUGCUAAGAUAUUCUACUCAAUAAAUGGGCUGCUGCUGCCGGGAGGAGACGUAGAUCUUCAGACGUCGCAGUUCAGUCGAGCCGCCAAGAUCUUUUACGACCUGGCUCUGAGGGCCAACAACGCUGGGGACUACUUCCCUAUCUGGGGGACUUGCCAGGGCUUCCAGCAGCUGUCCGUCCUCACAGCCAACAAAAACCUGCUCACCCUCACUGAUACCAAGGCUGUGGCUCUCCCUCUCACUCUCACACAAGCUGCCCGCUCCAGCCGUCUGUUUCAGAGUUUUCCCAAGGAUCUGCUGCAGUCUCUGGCCGAGGAAAACAUCACGUCCAACUUCCACAGCUGGAGUCUGUCCAUACAGAACUACAGCCGAAAUGCCAAGCUGAGGAGGUUUUACAAGAUCCUGUCCACCAACAGUGAUGGGAAGAAAGAAUUCAUCUCCACCAUGGAAGCCUACAGUUACCCAUUUUAUGCUGUCCAGUGGCAUCCGGAGAAAAGCGCCUUUGAGUGGAUAGAUAAGCCGGGCAUGGUUCACACCACCUCUGCUGUAAGAGUCUGCUUCUACGCUGCCAGCUUCUUUGUUUCUGAAGCCAUGAAGAGCCGCCACCAUUUCUCCAGUCUUGCGGAGGAAGAGCGAGGUCUCAUCUACAACUUCUCCCCCGUCUACGGAGGCAUCCACGCUGUCUUUGUUCAGAACUAUUACUUUGAUUGACGGACGGUCCUGAGUACGGAACAGACCUGGGCUCAGUCUACGGUCAGAACUUGUCACAACUUGGCCCAACUUUAAAACCAAACUUGACGGAGUUGACACUUACAGUAGCCUCAAACAUCGACUCAACCAUUGGCAGUUUAGCUUAGCUGAUUUCAACAGUGAUAUGAAACGAAAAAGUGCCAACAGUGCAGUGAUAAAUAAUACCAGAAGAAAAUGAAAUAAAAUGUUACAUUCAAAAAGAUUUUUUUAAGUUUAACAUCAUAAAAGUUCAAAAUCAAACAGUGCCAAUUUCAUUUAGAUUUAGGUUACAGCGAUGGCUGACAUCAGCGCUCCCCCUCGGUUCUUAGUUAAACUACAAUCCAGAAAAAAAAAACGGGACUACUGUUACUCUCUAUUUAUCAGAUCUUGCAGGAUUUCUACACAUCCAUAGUAUACAGUGGCUAAAAAAAGCAAAAUAUUAGCUUACAUUUUGGAAUACUAACACAAUUUAGAAUCUAUCAGAUUUAAGUUCCGAAGGCUAUUCACCCAUCAGCGACAACAUUAUAAUCAGUCACCCGGUUUUAAUGUUUUGGCUGAUUGGUUUAUGUUAUCGUUGUGGUGCUUUUACUUGGGUAAAGGAUCCGACUACUUCUUCCACGACUGAAAGUCACACGAUAGCACAAACAAACUGACCGCUGGAGGCAGCGGGAGACCAGCAACGCCCGCGUUCUGUGAGGUAAAGUGACUUUUUUUUCUCGAUGGAGUCCGGUGGCUUCAGCAAAAAGGUCUGUCUCCGUCGGGAUCCUAUCCAUAAUGGUUAAAGACACCUAUAAUAACAAUCGGAACCUGUCAGUGGCAAAAACAAGCACUUUUAGUGGACAUACGUGAUUACAUUGCGAAAGCUGUCCAUAGCAGCUGUUUAUACCGGGUAUAGCGUUUGUCUCUAUCAAUCAUAUGCACCCAAAAAACAUGGGAAAUAAGGCCCAGGUUCAAAACACCCGGAUCCCGGUUGUCCUUUAGGCCUGGACCUAAAGAGGAUAAACAGUAAACACUGAUUCACCUCUUUUUCCCAUGUUGUGUUCGAUCAUCACUGGGAGACUAUUGAAGUUCAGUUAGAUUGUAACAAACUGCUCUUUCCAUGUCAGUGAAAAAAAAAAAAAUGAAUGUGACUCUUUAACGUUUCUUCUGCAGAAAUGUUAGCAUACUGUGCUGCCUGUUGUCUUCUCUUUUUCAUGUAUUGGCUUUAUUCGACGUGUCGUCCAGGAGCGAAAAUGUAAUGAAACAACUUUCAAGAACUACCAUCUUGUUGUAAAGCAGCAUCGUCCUUUCGUAGCAAGUGCGUUCGUUCCAAAAAGCGACAUCAAAAACUCACGAAACUCUACAGAUGAGCCGCCGGAAACGGUUCAGCUAGUCACGAUUGUAUCCUUGUGUGUCUCUCU